AUGGAUCUUGACUUGGGUGGUAGUAACUCUUGUCCGCCUCGACACAAAUGGAGAAAAGUUGCAUACGGUGAGGGAUAUGCUAAAGGCUUUUUAGUUCUCCUUUUUACUCAAGAAAGGCUUUCACUUACUCUUCUCCUUCAUUAUGCCCUUAAUAUCUCGUUUUUCAUAACUGGUUUGUAUGUUUUGGCCCCUAUCUAUCAAACUCUUACAAGGUCCAUCAGUUCUGAUUCAAUUUGGGCAGUAACUGUAUCGCUUCUCAUACUUCACCUCUUCCUGCACGACUAUUCAGAAUCCACUGUCAAAGCCCCAGGGGUUCUGAAGAAUCCUGCAUUAACCAGUUGUAUAUCCGUAAAUGCUUCUGUAGUUGCCUCUGUUUUUAUUGCUUCUCGUCUUCCAUCAAGACUACAUGUGUUUGCCAUCAUGUUAUUUUCGUUGCAGGUUUUCCUUUUUGCUCCACUGGUUACAUACUGUAUUAAAAAAUAUUCCUUUUGCUUACACCUAUGCUUUUCUAUUAGUUUGAUGGUUGUGACAUUAAGUUUUGUGUACACGCUGCAUCGCUUGCUAUUUGUGUUGCUACUUAGUUUGUUGGUUUUUGUCAACUUGGUAUGUCCUUAUUGGCUUAUAAGGAUUCAGGAGUACAAGUUUGAGAUCAAUGGACCUUGGGAUGAGGCUAAGCUUUGUUUUGAUAUUACAGACUGA
Messenger RNA from Vicia faba (fava bean), 699 nucleotides. NCBI's taxonomy places the organism in Eukaryota, Viridiplantae, Streptophyta, Magnoliopsida, Fabales, Fabaceae. The record is from the annotation of a GenBank genome assembly.